Molecule: messenger RNA, 480 nt
Organism: Adineta ricciae
Lineage: Eukaryota; Metazoa; Rotifera; Eurotatoria; Adinetida; Adinetidae
Source: the annotation of a GenBank genome assembly
AUGCGUGUCGCAAUAAUUGUUCUGUUUGUAUUAGUCUGUCGAAUAGAUGGACAUGGUCAACAUGAUGCACCCGGUAGUCCACCUCAAGGUGGACCAGGACACGUUCCACGAAAAAUGGAAGAAUAUGUGCACGAUAUGGAUCAUAUUCGACACGAUCUCGAAGGACAAAUCAAUAAACCGAAAGACCAAAUGACACCGGAGGAGCAAAAUUUCUAUUAUUUUAAACUACACGAUACGAAUAAUGAUAAUCGUCUCGAUGGUUUAGAAAUUGUUGCUGCUUUUAAUCAUGUACACCAAGAAGAUAACGACAAUAAUAACAAUACUGCGACAACUGCUCAAACGCCAGAACAUCACGAACGACUCGCUGAUGAAGAACUCAUCAGACUUGUAGAUGAUAUACUCAAGGAAGAAGAUCGCGAUCGUGAUGGAUACAUCAGUUAUGAGGAAUUCAAACGGGCUAUCGAAGGCCACGCGAAAUAA